GUGCAACGCCUCCAUCUCGCUUCUCAAUACUGCGUCUUUCCUUCGGUGCCUUCUGAAUAUCACUCAUUUAUUUCGCCAGUGUACCUUACUCGGACACUAAUUCAGCCCAAAAUCUCCAAAUCAUACAAAAGGCAGUGUCUCUUAUCGAUCAUAAGACAGCAUUGGAGAACAGACACACGCAGGGCAAAAAUAUGUCCGUUGAAGCAGAUGAGGGGGCUACUAGUCUCCCAAACCCGAGCCAAAUUGCCUCAGUUACUUCCAAAGAGACAUUGAUGCCCGAUGAGCCUCAUGCCAUCGACCCUUCGCACCUGACUACCCCGGAGAAGAGACUCUACGAUUUCUUAUGCUCCCAAGGAUGGACUGAGACACAGUGUUCUUGUUACUUCGCUGAUAUCGAGGCGAUGAAAGAGGCUCUUUCCCACCAUUUCUACUCGCAAGGUUGGAGCGACGAUCAAAUGCAAGCUCUUCACGAGCGCUGCCUGAUAGAAUUGCCGGAGAAUUUCCCGGCUCCUAAAGGUGAUGCCGAUCAAGAAGAUCUGCAGAUGCAACUGAGGUUAGUGGAAGAAAUGAAUCGUAGAAAGGCGAUUGGGGAGCGCAUGUACCCAUCAACUCGGACUAUGCGAACGGGGAUUGCUGAGGAGAGAGGGGUUUGAGUUGCAACUCCCUCAAAGCAUUAUCAUUAUUAUAUAUGACCAUCUAUCUUUGCUUGGCCGGUAUAUAUCUGGGGAAGAGAGAAAUGCUGAAUAUUUGAUAUGCCAGAUAGGCAAGAAGGAGUAUGUACGCAGAGCUGGUGAGGUAGCUUGAGUACUAGUCAAUAGAGGUGAAUACUUGGGAAUCAACCACUUUCCCUUGACUCUUGCCUUACACACGUCUAAUAUACAAAGCAAGCCUGCAUAAAAAGGGCAAGCUCAAAAGGUGGAUAAUCUAGGAAACGUAAUAUGUCCGUUUAGUGAGGCCGUGCAUGAUAUAAAUCAUAAAUAAUAUAGAAUUGUACUUGUCCCGUGAUGUGUAAGUAGGUCCUCAUUCUCAUUAUUAAUGUAUGUUAGAUGAAUGCUUGGCGAGCUGAACACGAGGCUGGUCUCCC
Aspergillus alliaceus is the source of this 1084-nucleotide messenger RNA. RefSeq lists its product as uncharacterized. Lineage: Eukaryota; Fungi; Ascomycota; Eurotiomycetes; Eurotiales; Aspergillaceae. The transcript has a single exon. The record is from RefSeq and is a predicted model, not a curated record. Bases 192 to 653 code for a protein of 153 amino acids.